AUGACUACGAACGCCCCCCGGCGUGUGCUUAUGCUUCACGGGUACGCUCAGAGCGCCACAAUAUUUGGCAAGAGGAUGGGAGCUGUUCGUAAGACUUGUGGCAAAGACAUAGAUUUCGUAUUUAUCGAUGGCCCCCUUGUGCUGUCCCCUGUUGACAUCGCUAAGGCCUUCUCUACGUCAGUCGAGGAAUCGGGGGCAUCCGAAGCAUCAACCCAGGAUCCCGCAUUAGCUCCUCGAGGAUGGUGGAGAGCCGAACCUGGAUCACGGCAGACGUUUGGGCUAGAAGACUCUCUUACCCUUCUCCGAGAUGUGCUGCAAAAAGAUCAUUAUGAUGGAGUUUUUGGAUUUAGCCAGGGAGCCGCCAUGGCUGCACUCCUCGCUGCCUUGCUCGAGAGACCUGAUGUGUAUCCUCCUUUCCUGGUCAACGGACAAGCCCCUCAUCCCCCAUUUCAAUAUUGUGUGUCUGUGGCGGGUUUCCGCCCCACGGGUCCCUUGUGCGACAGCAUUUUCCAGUCGUCCUAUGCUACGCCGACUCUUCAUAUACUCGGGAAAACUGACAUAGUCGUCACCGAGGAGCGAUCGAAGCACCUGCUGGAGCUGUCCACGAACAAGCGCGUCGAAUACCACGAUGGGGGUCAUUUUGUCCCGUCAAAGGCCAACUGGCGCAAUUUCCUUCGCAGUUACCUCCGCGGUCCUCUUGGGGAUGUACCAUCUCCGUCUCCAAUGUCACAGCCUGCGUCUGGUGUAGCGACGCCCUUGUCUGAAGGCCUGCCUGCGACCCACGAGGUCUCAUGA
This is a messenger RNA of Sparassis crispa, 795 nucleotides long. RefSeq lists its product as hypothetical. Bases 1 to 795 code for a protein of 264 amino acids. The record is from RefSeq and is a predicted model, not a curated record. The transcript has 9 exons. Gene Ontology annotation, cellular component: cytoplasm; nucleus. NCBI's taxonomy places the organism in Eukaryota, Fungi, Basidiomycota, Agaricomycetes, Polyporales, Sparassidaceae.